Molecule: messenger RNA, 1008 nt
Organism: Capsicum annuum
Lineage: Eukaryota; Viridiplantae; Streptophyta; Magnoliopsida; Solanales; Solanaceae
Exons: 5
Coding region: 217-810 (197 amino acids)
Molecular function (GO): cysteine-type endopeptidase inhibitor activity
Source: RefSeq, a predicted model, not a curated record
AAAUAUUUUUCCUCUUGGCCAAAACAUUUUCUCUAUAUCUAAACAACUUUAGCAUUGAACCCCAAAACCCCUAAAUCGACUCUCUCUCUCAUUUUUUCCCAACACCCCCAAAUCAAUUAACAGCUUUAGCAUUGACUCCGAUCGGCCAGCCAUUGCAGCGAUCGUUUGGUGUUACUGGUGCAGUUUGGAGGGGCUACUUAGAUGAAUUGAGAAGCAAUGUUGGGAUCAGAAGGCAAGGAUGAAAGGAGGAAGUUCGCGAAUGAGGACGAGUAUAAGCAGUGGAUUAAACAAGGCAAUAGAUAUGGCAACGGGUUUUUACUAUCCGACCUGCGAAGAGCUGAGACUUUGAAAGAUAUAGAUCUUCCUAUAGGCGCUCCGCCCGAGUAUCACUAUCAUUUUGCAGAUUUGUGGAUGUGUUACAGUCGUCAACUUUUAUCAACCAAUGGUAUGGACCUUGAUACUUUUCCUGGUGAGGGUGGUGGUGAUGCAUGGACGUUGGACUUAAAGGCACUCGGUAGUACAGACAAUGAUGUUAUUCAAAUCAACGAUUUGGCUGAACUUGCUAUAAAGGAAUACAAUGAAGAGUCCAAUUUUCACAAGUACGAGUUGUUGAAGAUUGAGAAAGUGAAUUUACGCGAGACAGCAUACGCUGAAUAUUUCAUGACUGUUAAAGUCAGGAAUCUCACUCUUGGUACUGUUGUCGAAACUUUUCAUAUACAUGCUGGACAACAGGGUACUUUUUCUAAAGAAGUAUUUUCUUGCCUGCUUAAAGGUGGGGCAUUGCCCAGCGUAACGGAGAUGAAAGUGUGACUGAAUGGAGAUGGAAUGAAUGGCACCUGAACUCUAAUUGUCGUUUUACUUUAUCUAUAAGAUUUCUAAACUUUGUAGUGGUUGAGAACAUUUCAGUAUCUGUAUUUGUAAGUUUUUUUUACCUUUAAGAAGAUGAUCCAAGACUUGUUUGUUAAUUAGUAUCUUUUAUUCCAGUUUUUGUAUGAAACGCUAUAUUUU